Molecule: messenger RNA, 2229 nt
Organism: Helobdella robusta
Lineage: Eukaryota; Metazoa; Annelida; Clitellata; Rhynchobdellida; Glossiphoniidae
Exons: 3
Coding region: 1-2229 (742 amino acids)
Source: RefSeq, a predicted model, not a curated record
AUGGCUCCAACGAAGUCCUCACGCUUAAGAAACUCUCGUCAUGCUCUAUCUCAAUUAAAAAAUCUUCCAUCAUCAACAACAAACACUGCCUACCCACAAAUAUACGCACAGGCGCAAGCACACGCAUAUUCUUAUGAUCAUCUUCUUCCAGCUUAUUAUGUAAGUUCGGCCGCAAAUCAAACAUUCCCUGAAUCAUCAGGCCAACCAAGUACCGGAGAGGUUGUGUUGAAAAAGGCAUCAAGUGAUACAGAUGACGGAAAGUACAGAAUCAAGUUAUUUCAGGAUUUAGCAGAAAUUUUGAAACGGAAAAGUGAAGAAGAUGAAGCUUUGCGUAACUUUGCGGAAAAUAUCAUAAAAUGUAAAGCUUCUUCAAAACCGAAAAAAACAAGAUGCAAAGAAAAAGACGCCCUGAAAAAAUAUUUUGCAGCUAUAGUGAAACCAAGAAUUUCUUGUCAUAAAACUUCUACUCAACCACAAAAGAAAAAGUUUACUAAAAGUGAUAAUAAAAAAUCAAAGAUGAGUGAAAUUUUGAAAAAAAAUCAUCUGCUCUCGUUGGAAAACCGAUUAUUGUACGAAAUGGUGAUAAGAAACAAAUUGGAAGCCAGCAAAGUUAGCAAAACAUCUGGCAAGAACAAUCCUACAGCACCCUGUCUUACACCAAUCAUUCAUCUCUAUCAACCUCCCAUACCUCCAUGCCCACCUCCUCCUCCAAUGCAGUCGCAAUGUCAGGAUUUUCCAGAUCAUAAACUCAAUAAGAGUGCCCGGUGCAACGUAGAUUUAUGUGGUCCAAACAAUGCCAACAGCAGAUAUACAAAAUUUGAUUUGUGCAACAGUAGCUGCAUCAAUAAUAAGUUUAAGACGGCGAACCAGUCUGCGCCUAAACAGAUUGUUUACAUGUUGGAAAAGGAGUCAACAAGAUGCGGGAUACCUUGCUACCGUGUAGUCCUCACAAGUCCCUACAGAUCAUACAAAGACAUGCACAUCUACGCGGCCAAUAAUACACACGGAAAUGCGACGAAUCCUGCCGCUUGUGGCCUUCUGAGCGAUAAUGCAAAAUUGAAUUCCGCUAAUAAAAAAGUUCCAGUUGAAGAAAUCGACUCAAAAGCGACUUGUGAACCAACAACAGCGUCAGCAGACAAACACAUUGCCACGGCUAAUCCUACUGCAACUUUGCCUAAAACAAGCAAUGAAAAAUGUUACAUUAUCCAAAAGCCACCAAAUCGAAUAGUACCAAACCAGACAGACAACAGCAGAGCGUGCGAUCCCGCCUUAGAUCAGAAACCGAAUGAUGUCAUACAGCAAAACAAAAUUCAAAAUAGAAAGUUACCGUUAAUAAUGCACAAUAAUUUAGCAAAAAAAAUAGAACGUGGUCAAACUUUUGUAAUAUGUCAGUCAGUCCCUUGCAGCACAGAAUCAUGCUGCUCGUUGUUUGCUGAUGUUGCUUCUCUUAUAGAAUCAGUUGUCGUUAAAAAUUCACCAAACCAUAAAAAUCAAUGCAAACAAGGCGAUCCAUUUCAAAUGUUUCAAUCGCAGCAACUUCAACCAAAUUAUUCCAAUUUGCCAAAAUUAUGCAAUAAUAAUGAAUGUACAAACCCCUGUGUUUUACUUAAUUGCGGCCCACAGUGCGAAAACUUGAUGGGGCCAUCUUCGUCGGAAAAAGUAUCAUGCACCACCCAAACUGAUCAGUUGUGCUCUCCUUUCAAUACAUGCAAUCAAAGUUUAAAUGAAACCGAAACAAUCUGCAGAUGGUGCAUGAAGAAGCUCUGUAAACAUCAACUCCAUCGCCCUUACUUCAAAUUUUCAAGGUCACCUUUAUGGUCAUCAUCAUCAUCAUCAUCCAGCUCAAACUCAUCCAGCGCCUGUCUAACCUUCCACUCAUCUUCAUACGAAUCAUCGGAUUCAUGCGAACGAACCUGCAGGGCAAAAAAGAAAAAACACAAAGUUGCUAACACGAUCCCCGAAACGACACAAGCACCUACAGACUUUCUCGCCCCAUAUUAUCCACCACCUAAUGUUGAGCCCUAUGGAUACAAUGCUUAUUCCCAAGACGGUUAUCCCCCUCAGACAUAUCCGGAACCACCAUAUCCUCCCUAUCCCAAUGACCCGUACUAUCUCCAAGAACUGCCUUACCAGGAUGAAAGUGCUAACCAAAUUGAGAAGAAAGGAAGAGUUUUUGACAAGAAUGUUUUUAGAAGACAUUCCUCAAAGUACGUAUUUGUGAUUGUUUAA